This is a messenger RNA of Hyaena hyaena (striped hyena), 240 nucleotides long. RefSeq names its product beta-defensin 105-like. Gene Ontology annotation, biological process: innate immune response. Gene Ontology annotation, cellular component: extracellular region. The coding region runs from base 1 to 240 and encodes 79 amino acids. The record is from RefSeq and is a predicted model, not a curated record. The transcript has 3 exons. NCBI's taxonomy places the organism in Eukaryota, Metazoa, Chordata, Mammalia, Carnivora, Hyaenidae.
AUGACCUUGAGCAGGAAGAUGUCUUACGUUGUCUUUGCAUUUUUCUUCAUUUUGGCUCAAUUUCCAUCAGGGUGCCAGGCAGGACUCAAGUAUUCUGAGCCACUUCCAGGAGGUGAGUUUGCCAUUUGUGAGCCAUGCUGGCUUGGCCGGGGCAAGUGCAGGAAGAUGUGCGCUGAGGACGAGAAGGCUGUUGGAAAUUGCAAGCUGAACUUUUUCUGUUGCCGACGGAGGAUCCAGUGA